AUGUAAAUCGACGAAGUUGUUUGGUAAAUUAUCAAUCGUUAAUAAUGCUCCUUUAAAGUCAAAACUGAAACUAGAAAUUUCUGCAGAAACGAAUAUAAUUUAACAGGUUUAUGUAAUCGUCAAGCUUGUCCUUUAGCCAAUUCCCAAUAUGCUACCAUAAAACACGAAAAGGGUAUUUGCUACCUCUACAUCAAAACUGUUGAACGUGCUCACUCUCCAGCAAAUAUGUGGGAAAAAAUUGAGCUUUCUAAAAACUACGAAAAGGCUCUUGCUCAAAUUGAAGAACAUCUUCCUUAUUGGUCCAACUUUAUUAUUCACAAGUGUAAAUAAAGAUUAACAAAGCUUAGAUAAAUGUUAAUCCGUAUCAGAAAGAUGAAAGUCAAAGGAUUCAAAGAAAUAGUACCUAUAAAGAAGAAAGCAGAAAGAAGAGAUAAAAUCAGAGAAACUAAAGCUUUACAAGCUGCUCACAUAGAAGAAUCUAUCGAAAAAGAAUUACUUGAUAGACUUAAAUCCAAUGUUUAUGAAGAUAUAUAUAAUACAUAUCCUAAAGCAUUUAAUAAAGUUAUGGAUAAUAAUGAAAUUUAUGAACAAGAAGAAGAAUAAGAUCAAGAUGAACUAUCUGAAGCUAACAUCAGUGAUGCUGAAUUAAUUUAUGAUGAAAAUGAUGAUGAUGAAGACGAUGAUGAUGAAGAAGGAGAAGAUGAUUUUGAUGACGAUGAAGAAGAUAUUGAGGAUUCCGAAGAAGAUGAAGAAGAAUAUGAUGACGAUGGUGAAGUAGCUACAAAAGAUAAUUCCCUUAACUAGAAAAGAAAGAAUAAAUAAAAAUCAAAUGAUUCUGAUGAGGAAGAUGAAGAUGAUGAAGAAAUUGCUAAGAGUAAAAAACCUGUAAAGAAAGGUAAAAAGAUAUAGCCUAAAGUUAGACUAGAAUACGAAAACGAAAAUAAUCUUAAAGAAAAAGCUACUAACGUAGAAGAAGAUUUAGAUUUUUGA
Messenger RNA from Tetrahymena thermophila SB210, 990 nucleotides. Its product is annotated as MAK16-like protein. The transcript has 5 exons. Lineage: Eukaryota; Ciliophora; Oligohymenophorea; Hymenostomatida; Tetrahymenidae. Gene Ontology annotation, biological process: maturation of LSU-rRNA; maturation of 5.8S rRNA. The record is from RefSeq and is a predicted model, not a curated record. Gene Ontology annotation, cellular component: preribosome, large subunit precursor; nucleolus.